This is a messenger RNA of Guyanagaster necrorhizus, 1225 nucleotides long. RefSeq lists its product as uncharacterized. Bases 38 to 967 code for a protein of 309 amino acids. Lineage: Eukaryota; Fungi; Basidiomycota; Agaricomycetes; Agaricales; Physalacriaceae. The transcript is spliced from 10 exons. The record is from RefSeq and is a predicted model, not a curated record.
UCUUACGCUCAUUUUCACUACACUCAUUAACUCCGCAAUGCGCGUUAUUUCUGCAUUCGCUGCCAUCUCGCUGGGCGGUGCCGCAUAUGCAGCACUGACCGGAUCGUCCCACAGCUUUGGCCAUCGACACAACCACAGACGGGACCAAACGUCGAGCGACAGAUGGACGAUGUACGAGUCACUGAUGGGAGAUGGCCUCAUCGAUUUUUUCAACUUCGACGAACAGGCCUCCGACAACCAGGGAUGCACCAACUAUGUUGAUGGGAAGAGCAGCGAGCUGGUGUACAUCCAGUCUGAUGGGAAGGUCCGGAUUGGCGCCGACCAGGCGGAGGAUGUCGCUCUGCGAAACGCCAUUCGGAUGUCGUCGAACGAGACGUUCAAUCCGUCGCAGAACUUGCUGUUCAUCGUCGACACCAGAUGCCCAUUCACCGGCAGCGGCACAUGGUCUGAAACUGGCGAGAUCGACUUGGUCGAGGGAGUGAACUCGUAUACCCAAAACACCACGUCCGUGCACAGCGACAAUGUCAACGGCGCGAACCUGAAUGUCGCCGCCUCCGAGGGCGGCACGAACUGCGAUGCGAAUGUCAACCACCAGUCCUGUGGUGUCUCGGUAAACGGCAAGACUAGCUUCGGCCAGGUGGCGAACGAUGUUAAUGGGGCUACGUGUUGGAACACCGACCACGGGCCAGUGGACGUCAACUACGGCUUGCCGACCCCGAGGUCUUGGGGCACUCCGACUUUUCAAAUUGAUUCUUCGACGUGCAAUACGUCCGAUCACUUUAAGGAUUUGAUGCUUAUCAUUAAUACCAACCUAGCCGGACUCUUGACGACAGCCAGUGGUGAAGAACAAUGUUGCCAGGAUGUCACUGGAUUCUCUGAUGCUCGAAGCUAUGUCUUGUCGCAGGGUUCGGCAUUUGGUGACUCUGCUGCUUGGGUUUCGAAUAGCAUCUACAUCUUUAUGAAAUAAUAAAUAGUUGAUGAUUCAUUCCCCUUCUCUUGUUGAGAGAAUUGAUCGUUGACAUACCUGGGAACUUGUUUCAUAUAUACUUCAUGGGACAUUGAUAGUUCACUCUCCUUGUGGCAUUGUUGAACGAUAAUACUUCAUUUCUUGAAGGUUCAUCAGAUUUAUACCACUGAAGCUGUCUAAAUGAUGUUGUAUUCCAUGAAUAUGACACAUGUCAGGUCUAUCCUUGGUGUCUUGCCCUCCUCAUUUCUGCACAGUACU